AUGCAGUCUCUCCUUUCGUUCCGCAUGCUUGUGCUUUUCUUCCUCUCCUUUGCGUCGCAGAUCCUGGCACAGUCUGCAACUUCUUCGGCAACCCAACCACCAACUUCCAGCUCGAGCAGGACGCCGAUCACGAACGGAACUACGACGACCCCGCCGGAUGUAGCGUCCACGUCAACAGUGCCAGAUGUGUACCUGAACGUCCCUGAACUGCAUGUCGGACGCAUUGAGCUUGAUGUUGAAAGAUUGCAAGCCGACAUCAACUUGAACGCCAAAGUCGCUGGUCUCGUAACCGUCAAUGCGGGUGUCCAAGUCUCUGUCGAAAAGAUAAACAUUACCAUUGCAGAUGUCGAUGUGACCUUGGAGCUUGUCGUGCGCCUAGGCCAUCUCGUGGACAUUGUGGAGCGCGUCUUCGAGUCGCUUGAUCUGAACCCUCUGCUGCUUGGUCUUAUCAGCAACGUGACCAGCCUUGUCGGAGAAGUUAUCGGUGCUGUGGAUGGUCUCCUCGGCUCAAUCACCAACGGCGGCACGACGCUGAACUUCCUGGUUGACAACCUCGGCAACAUCGUGCAAGAGGUCGUCGGUGGAGCCACCGGUGCCCUCUCCCAGAUCGUUGGAAACUACCAGCAAAACAUGACGCAAGUCGGGGACAUCACGCAACUCGGCAACGGGCUUAUCCAGAAGACCUUCUCGUACGAGCCACUGAGUGCAUUGGUAGACAUUGUGUUUAACACGGCAGGCCAAGUCGUACAGGCUACGGUACAGAAGGCGACUGGUGGUGGGUCGAGUUCGUCGACAGCAAGCGCGAGUGCCACCGCAACUCCCGUUACGCUGCCCAUUAGCACUGAUGCUAGCACCUCGUCUUAG
Messenger RNA from Didymosphaeria variabile, 864 nucleotides. RefSeq lists its product as uncharacterized. The record is from RefSeq and is a predicted model, not a curated record. The coding region runs from base 1 to 864 and encodes 287 amino acids. Lineage: Eukaryota; Fungi; Ascomycota; Dothideomycetes; Pleosporales; Didymosphaeriaceae. The transcript is spliced from 2 exons.